Molecule: messenger RNA, 2469 nt
Organism: Enterobius vermicularis (human pinworm)
Lineage: Eukaryota; Metazoa; Nematoda; Chromadorea; Rhabditida; Oxyuridae
Source: the annotation of a GenBank genome assembly
CCAAAGAUGGAAAACAGUCAGCUGCUAAACCGGCUGACUUCAAUGCAAGGACAAGACUCUGCUUUACAUUUUGCUUUUUAUAAUGCGCUUUUGUUCGUUCUGACCGGAAUAUGUAUCGCUGGUUUAUAUGCCAUUUACAAAAUAAUGUAUAUGUUUUUAACCCCACUCUUAUGGGCAACACUUGUUGGAACCAUACUGUUCCCAGCUAAAAGGCGCUGCAAUGUGUGGCUGGAAGGCUGGUUCUCUGAGCUAGACAAAAAUGAUACUCCUUUCUUAGUUGGGCUUCUUCUUCUACCGUAUCAAUGUUUGGUGAAACUUUCAGACUUGAUGAUUUCUCACGCAUUCAAGCUAGAAGGCGCUGUAGUAUUUGCUAUUUAUUUGGUCCUGAAAAUUCUUGAUGGUGGGAACUUUGUUUGGGUUAUCGGAUUCUUUGCUAGUCUUUACAAUCAUAUCGAUUCUUUUAUUCUCUUUUACACGCAAAAAUGGGUAUUGGCGUUUACUGUGGUCUAUUUCGCCAGCUUUAUCGGAUGGAUUUAUGUUCAGGACAAGAAGACGAUAAACAAAAAAUUAGCCAGAUUGUUUUCUGUUCCGGUUUGGAUAUUUGCUCUUUGUUGGCUGUCGAGCUUUUGUGGGCCACUGAAGUCACUGGUUUUUAUCAGUGCUUCUUUGCUCUUAGGACUGAUUGCUGCUGGUGUUGUUGCUCCUGAAAGUUCAAAGCCUGCUACACCAAAAGAAACACAGUGUAAGGAAAAUCUCUUUUUGAUUAUUUUAGCCGAUGAAGAGGUUCCUGGUACAGGGAAAGUUUACACCGAACCGCAAAACAAUAGCGUAGCGAGGGCGCUUUCUGGAGAUUCAUACAUACAGAUAAUUUUUGGCUUGUGUGUAAUCAUGUUUGCCGCAAGGCAUGACGUAGUGACCCUGGUGGUUAUUCUUAUUGGGAUCUUCGGUGCAUCGAGAAGGAUUGUCUAUUUUAUUUUUAAAUUGUAUCUUCGAAGUACUGAGGCUAGUACCUUGUUGAUGGUCGAGUUCUUCUUGCGUUCUAGUCAAAGGAGGGAAAGUACCAGCAUUGAUGCUGGUAUUGCUGAUGAAUACAUCAAUUUCGCCAAAUUUCUUUCUGUUUUAGGGGAGAUUCUCGUACUGCCGAAACUGUCUUGUUUUUUUCUUUCUUCAUUCUAUUAUAUUUACAUUUUUGAUCGGUAUUAUUCCAAAAUCUUACAGCUGAGACGCUCGAUAUGUUCAUCGAUAGACGUGUUAAGCUCAAUUUUUGUAAUGUCCUUCCUCGCACUCACAUUCAUUUUCUUAACCGUGUUCGCCGCGGUACAAUUACAUAACGAAACUUCUCAUCUGAUCGACCUUGGUUCUAAUGUUUUAUCAAGUCAACCUGAGUGGUUACUUAUGUCGGCAAAGAAUUAUACCGAAGGCACUCUUUCCCACCACGAGAUUAACGAUUAUGUCAAUCAGGCUUAUACUAAAGGACGGGAACUGUUGGCUGACAAUGUACGUAAAUUGGUAGAUCCAGGCGAUGUUGAACGAGCAGAUCUUUUGGAAAAACAAGUUAUGCAGCUUGUUGAUGAACUGUAUCGGAUGUGGGAAGAAAGAGGCGCUUCCACGAUAAACGCUUCAUCUGGUUCUACAAAUGAAUUAAUGAAAAGGCUAAAAUCAGCUGAUUUUGCUGCAUUUAAAGAGGAAUUGGUCAACGUUUUGAAACAAAAUGUUGAAACUAUCUUGAACAUUUUGCGCUCGAUUUGGACAGUUGUUGUACUGAAUAUCUCGCUGAUAGCGUCUUUCUUGUUUUCUGUGGCUGGAAUAGUUCUAGGCUUUGGACUCAAUAUUGUGAACUUUUUUAUCGAAACAAUAGUUUUUUUGACUGCUGUGUAUUAUCUCUUAGUAAGCAGUAAAGACCGUUGGCUUCCAUUAAAAUGGAUAAGCGACGCGGUGCCCACAUCACCUAACGAUGCCCCUUUGGAAGCUAUGGCUACAGGUCAAAGAGAACCGACAAAUUCUUCUUUCAGCUCAAGCGACAUAACAGCCGCAAUCGAGAAUGCGAUCAGUGGUGUAUUUGUGCUGUCGACAAAAAUGGCUGUGUUUUACGGAUUGUACACAUACUUUGUACACUCAUUGUUUGACUUGAACGUCGUGUUUCUCCCUUCAAUUUUGGCAACAGUCUUUGCUGCAAUUCCUGUUAUGGCACCGUACACGGUCUCAGUGGUCGGAGUAAUAGAACUUUUCUUUGUUCGAGGAGAAACAGCAGCUGCUAUAGUAUUUUUCCUGCUGAGUGCAGCACCACUGUGCUUCGCAGAUCCAGCUUUUUACAGGGAAUUGAAGGGUAGUCAUCCGUACGUUACUGGUUUGUCUAUAGUUGGUGGGAUUUACUGGCUUGGUCUUCAAGGAGCCAUUUUCGGUCCUAUGAUGUUAUGCUCCAUGCUCGUUCUCUUCAACGUUUAUGCCAAGUUUACUAAACGAGCGUAG